AAUAAAUAACAAUCAAUUUAGUAUUUUGGUUAUUAGUGUACCUAUAAUUCCUUAGUCCAUGAUAAAAAUAACUAUAGUCUAUGAUUCAUUGUUUGAGAUUUUAUAGUAGGAAAUAAGACAAAAAUGGAAAAGUUUUUUGCUUACCAAAAAGAUAGCAGRACACCAUGCAAAUAUGGGAGGAAAUGUUUCCAAACMAAUAAAAAUCAUACGGAUAAAUAUAAACAUCCACCAACUAAAGAUGAUAUUAAAGUGGACACUAAAAAAAUUACAAGGAAAAGAGAUUCAAAAGGAAAAGUUAAAUUGCCCGACAAAACUAAUGGAGAAUCAUCAAACAGCAAUCAUAGGAAUAAUGAAGAAAGUCCCAAUAAUGGCGAUGCAAAUGAUAUGGAAGUUCCUGAACAACUUGAACAAUCAAUAAGCACUUCCAAUCAUGAACCUAUUAGUAUUAUUUCUAUAAGUAACCAACAAAACUCAACUGAAUAUGCUGUGCCAUCAGCAAGACAACAUUCUCAACAACAACAACAAUUGUUAUUGGUAAAAGAAAAUAAUACUCAGAACUCAAAUGAUAGAGAACCAGAUCCACCUGUACAAAAUGUAACUGACUCUGACUAUUUGAAAACAAAAAUUUCCGAGCUAUUCCUUGUAGAUGAAAUGCCAAAAGAGUUUUAUGAUCUUUGGAGUUUUUGUAAAAGGCAAUGUUCUACUCAUCCAGAAGAUGCAUUAUUAUCGGUUGGAUUGAAGUUAGUUGGACCUUAUGAUGUAUUAGCAGGACAUAUGAAUGGAUUUAACACCAAUGAUAUUGAGAAGACAGUUUUACAUUGGCGUUAUUACUUUGACCCUCCAGAAUUUCAAACAAUUAUAGCAAGUACUGAUUCAGAAUUUCAUAUUGGCUAUUAUAGAGAUGUACCAUUAGCAUCACCUGUUUAUGUUGUUUCUAAUGAUUCAAGCAAAAAUUGUAUUAUUCAAAUAUUAGGAAAGAGUUUAUUUCAGGCUUUAAGAAAGCACCUUCAAAGCAUGGAUAGUAGAGUAGCAAAUAAACUUCAAAAAAAUUUACUCGCUUAUGAAAAACGAAAAGUUAUUACUGUUAUUAGUUUAUUACUUAAUAAGAUCGAAGCGGCAGCUAGGUAUUAG
Molecule: messenger RNA, 1131 nt
Organism: Diuraphis noxia (Russian wheat aphid)
Lineage: Eukaryota; Metazoa; Arthropoda; Insecta; Hemiptera; Aphididae
Gene: Hpf1
Product: Histone PARylation factor 1
Biological process (GO): DNA damage response; regulation of protein ADP-ribosylation
Cellular component (GO): nucleus
Molecular function (GO): poly-ADP-D-ribose binding; histone binding
Source: RefSeq, a predicted model, not a curated record